Molecule: messenger RNA, 462 nt
Organism: Drosophila kikkawai
Lineage: Eukaryota; Metazoa; Arthropoda; Insecta; Diptera; Drosophilidae
Source: RefSeq, a predicted model, not a curated record
AUGCGGCUGCCAGUGUUUCCGUGUCCACCGACAUGGAUAUUAUCUGUCAUCCGAUUGGAGGCACCAGUACAAAAGCCAGCCUCCAAAAGGGCGGCCACAUCAGUUGCCCAAAUGUCGGCCAGAAUCGGAAACGGAAUCAGCAGCAGCAGCCAUGCUGCCCCACUAAUUGUGGCUUUGACCCUCCUGACUCUAAUGACCCUCGCCUGGGCCCAGGGUGGCGGUCCCGACUACGAAAUGGACUACUCCAACGAGUAUGACGAUGUGCGACCGCACCUGGUCUAUCCGGAUGUUCCGCGGCUGGACAAGCGCAUAGGUGACGCGGCCCGGGAGUUUGGCCAGAACAUCACCCAGGCCUGGCAGUCGAUGGUGGACUCCUUCAAGAACUAUUUCGAGGAGCUGAAGAACCUGUUUGCCGGCUCCCCCGAUCCCAAUGCGGCCAACGAGGUCUUCUCUGCCCACUAG